AUGGCCGUGGCCCCCCCGCCUACCGUCCCCGUGCAGACUCCCCUCGAGCCCGAAUCUGCCAAUGCCGUGCUCAACGAUGCCGACCUUGGGACGCCGCUAGACAAGCAUCGAAUGAAUUGCGACAUCAACAUGCAGCACCUCCGCCAAGUGGGCGAAACCUACGGCUUAUCCGGUAAAAUUGAAUACUUCAAACGAUACGUUCGAUUUCAUCGCAAGCCCAUCGAACGACUGUCAUACACCAAUAUCGACCAGAAACUACUGCCCCGCAGCUUUCAGAAGGUCGAUCUGAACAGCGGAUAUGUUUUCCAGGAGUGUGCCGAGCCUCUCGAAGUACCGGUCACGCAGUCGCCCUAUCCUGCCGACGUCAACCUCUCCGAGUUCAUGUUUGCUGUUUCUACAACUUUCUCACGCAUCAAUAAUCCAGCCAGCAAUCCCAUCAAGGAAUGGGCUUUUUGGCUCACCAACAGCAACGGCAGGCCGAAUGGCGGCAAGAUGCUUCUUCAACUCAUUGACGCCACUGUUGCGGAGCUCGACGAUGUUGCGAGACGCCUGGCACGCGCUGGUAUUGAUGCCGACGUGAGCCACACCGACUCAAGGCUUGAGAUGGCGGUGCGCUACUUGGGUCUCGUCCCUAUGCUCUACAACCAUCGAGAGCGGCCCAACAAGAAGUGGCUUGUCAUGUGCGACGACGACACAUACUUCCCCAAUAUGCACGCGCUCAAGGCCCGGUUCGAGAAGUACGACCAUAAGAAGCUACUCUACAUUGGAACCUUGUCAGAGGACGUUGGCGCCAUUGAGCGUCAUGGAUCACAGGCGUUUGGCGGUGCUGGGGUUUUCCUCAGCGUUUCCAUGGCGGAGAAGAUCACGGACAUCUUUGCGACAUGUCGUUCCAACACCAAGAUCCGAGAAGCCGACUCGGGCUGGGGGCCUCAGGGCGAUAUUCUCCUGCGCAAAUGCAUCUACGAGAACACCAACGUCAGGCUCACCCAGUUGUGGGAUUUGUGGCAGCUUGACCUUUUCGGAGAUCCUGCCGGUUUCUAUGAGGGUGGCAUCAAGCCUUACUCUGUUCACCACUUCAAGGGUGGAGGAUGGCACUUUGCCUAUCCCUUCCAGUCAACCAAGAUUGCCCACGCCUGCGGCGAGGACUGUUCGUACCAGAGAUUCGUUACAACUGACAAUUUUGUCAUUUCCAACGGUUUCAGCGUAGCCCAUUACCCACAAGGCAUUGACUUUGACCUCGACCAAUUCGAGGGCACUUUCCACGCCGCGCCGGAAGAUAGAGGCUGGAACUUGGACUGGAUGUACGGCCCCCAACGGCCAUCCAUGCUGAGGACUGGCAAGAAGAUUGCCUGGGAGCUUCGCGAGUCAUACAACAAUCCCGACGGCUCUGUGCUUCAGACCUACAUUCGCCGGGCUGAUGACGUCCGAUGGGUCGAGAACGACAAGCCACUUCGCACCCACGAUGGUGUCAUUGAGCUUGUCUGGAUCCCUGCUUAA
Messenger RNA from Verticillium dahliae VdLs.17, 1497 nucleotides. RefSeq lists its product as uncharacterized. Bases 1 to 1497 code for a protein of 498 amino acids. NCBI's taxonomy places the organism in Eukaryota, Fungi, Ascomycota, Sordariomycetes, Glomerellales, Plectosphaerellaceae. The record is from RefSeq and is a predicted model, not a curated record. The transcript has a single exon. Gene Ontology annotation, molecular function: acetylglucosaminyltransferase activity. Gene Ontology annotation, cellular component: membrane.